Molecule: messenger RNA, 2386 nt
Organism: Bufo gargarizans (Asiatic toad)
Lineage: Eukaryota; Metazoa; Chordata; Amphibia; Anura; Bufonidae
Product: heat shock 70 kDa protein 13-like
Exons: 5
Coding region: 101-1468 (455 amino acids)
Biological process (GO): vesicle-mediated transport; protein refolding; cellular response to unfolded protein
Cellular component (GO): plasma membrane; cytosol; nucleus
Molecular function (GO): misfolded protein binding; ATP-dependent protein folding chaperone; ATP binding
Source: RefSeq, a predicted model, not a curated record
CCGGCGGCUGUGUAAUAAGGUACAGUCAUCACUGAGCCGUAGCGCAGGAAGCGGCUUGUCUGGUAGGAAGUGAGAGCCCUUACCUGCGUACACCGGGACAAUGGCCGGGGAGAUGACCAUACUGGGUUCAGCUAUCUUGACUCUCCUCCUGGCGGGUUACCUGGCACAGCAGUAUUUACCUAUGCCUACCCCAAAGGUGAUUGGCAUAGAUCUCGGGACGACAUAUUGCUCAGUUGGCGUAUUUCAGCCUGGCACAGGAGAAGUGACAGUCAUUGCAGAUCAGAGCGGCCAUCAGAGUAUACCGAGCAUCGUCUCCUUCACUGAAAACGACGUGUAUGCUGGGUACGAAGGCCUGGAGCUCGCCGACGCCAAUCCACAGAACACGGUGUAUGACGCCAAAAGGUUUAUAGGGAAGACCUUUACCCCUGAGGAGUUGGAGAGAGAAAGUGACAGGUAUCCGUUUAAGGUUCUCUACAAGGAGGCUGAAGCUAUGUAUUAUAUCAAAACCAAUGAGUCGUUCACAGUGACCCCUGAGUACAUCGGCUCUCAGCUCCUUCUCAAACUAAAGAAGAUGGCGGAGGAAUAUCUUGGUCUUCCUGUCUCUAAGGCCGUUAUUUCAGUGCCUGCAGAGUUUGAUGAAAGGCAACGCAAUUACACUGUUAAGGCGGCUAAUCUUGCAGGUCUAGAUAUCCUCAGGGUCAUCAAUGAGCCCACGGCAGCAGCGAUGGCCUACGGAUUACACAAAGCUGACGUGUUCAAUGUCCUGGUGGUGGAUUUAGGAGGAGGAACGCUGGACGUCUCCCUUCUGAAUAAACAAGGAGGGAUGUUCCUAACAAGAGCCAUGGCAGGUAACAAUAAACUCGGCGGGCAGGACUUCAAUCAAAGACUCUUACAGUACUUAUAUGACAGUAUUUAUACUACAUACGGGUCCCUGCCUCCCCUGAAAGAAGAGAUCCACAGGCUCCGGCAGGCCGUGGAAGCAGUCAAGUUGAACCUCACCUUGUACCCUUCCUCCUGGGUCCGAAUGCCAUUGACCUUGCCCACACGAAAACCAGCAGAAGGGGACCCCAAAGAGGGAGCUGUACGAACGGAGGACCAACAAGACGACCACAGCAGUAUGAAACAGGUCCAUUUCGAAGCCGAAAUUUCACGGAAGCUCUUUGAGCAUCUCAACGAGGACCUGUUCCAGAAGAUCUUGGUGCCUAUUGAACGGGUGCUAAAGGAAGGACACCUUCAGAAGGGUGAAGUGGACGAAAUUGUCCUCGUCGGUGGCUCCACCCGAAUACCACGCAUACGCCAAGUCAUCAGGGACUACUUUGACAAAGAACCGAAUACAUCCGUAGACCCAGAUUUGGCUGUAGUCACAGGAGUGGCCAUCCAAGCGGGGAUUGUGGGGGGAUCUUGGCCACUUCAAGUCAGUGCAAUAGAAAUCCCCAACAGACAUUUAAGGAAAAAAAACUUUAACUGAAACUGAUUUCAGUAUGUAUUUGAAGGUGACUACAAAGUUGGCACUUUAUCUCAUUUUUAAGUCCUGCCCUCAAAAAUUAUUUAUUUUUUUAAAAAGAUGCUUGAGAGACAUAUACAGAGGAUGCGUGCAGGGUAGAGAACCUUGCUCUAUAUAUUUAUUCCACUUGGGUAUCUGGUACAGUUCGUACCCACUGUCCAUUGAGCCUUACUUGAAUGUACUGUAGCAGUAAUACCUGCAUGUUGGGCCCUGUGCCUAAUGUAUAUGCUGGGAAAAGCUCUCGACCUAUACGGAGGCUGCGGUGCCGAACUGCGGCAUCUGUCACCAAUAGACCAUAAUCCGUUCCAAUAAUAUGUUACAAGCUUUUCAUGUGUCACUCAUAGGGUUCCGUUGUAAAAAAAAAAAAAAAAGUUUAAUGUAACUUUUUACUGGACUCAAAGUGUAAUCUGUAUUUGCUAUUCCAUAUCCUCUUUUUUGCAGUAUACAGACAUAUACAGGUCAGAAGGCCACUUAUGGAGCCCUAUGGGCCUGUUUAGGAGCCUUCCUGGUGCUCAUUCCAAUGGAAAAAGUGAUAUGAGCAGGCCCUUAUAUACACCGGAGACUUAAAAAAAAAAAAAUUUAUGUUAGGUUUUGUUACUUUUCAUGUAUAUAAGUAUAUGCAGUAACAUUACGUGUAUGUUGAUCCGGGAACGUACGCGGUCUGACAUGAAUCUAAGGGAAUUAAACCUUUUCUCCGUUUUCUGUAUUUGAUUUGUUCUCCUGUCAUUGAAAAUUAUAAACAUUAUGACUCAGUUCACACUGGAUGAUGUGGCGUAUCGUUAGUAAGACAGAUCGGAUACCAUUGAGAUUUAUUAUGAUGUCCAUUGGGGUUCUAUUGAAGUUUUCCUAAUUUUGACAGCAAGAAUAGCGCUGCAUACUAAG